GCCCAACGAUCACACUUUACUAACAUCUCAUCGAGAAGACGUGGCAACCAUGAAUUACCUGAUAAUCUUCGCUUUAGCGGCGGUGGCAGCUGAUCGACUUGACAAAGACCUGUACCUUCCCCCCCACGCUGGGUCUUCAGGAGGAGCCAGCGCAGGACUCCAAGGCCCACGAAACUCUGCUGGUAGUCACCAGGCUCUCACUGGAAGCCAAUCUGGCCAGCCGGCUGAAAUCUUGAGAUAUGACAAUGAGAUUAAUGAAGAUGGAUACCAUUACGCUUUUGAGACCAGCGAUGGAACGAAAGCUGAGCAAGAAGGUCAGGUUGUGCCCGGAGCUAAACCAGAGGAAGGUUCUAUAAACGUGAAAGGCUCUUUCUCCUACGUCGGUGAUGAUGGACAAACUUACUCCGUGUCUUAUACCGCUGAUGAGAACGGCUUCAGGCCUGAGGGAGCUCAUCUGCCGACCGCGCCCCCGAUACCAGAGGAAAUAUUGAAGAGUUUACAGCUUACAGACACGAAGAGAGAUCAGUACAGCAGCCAAAAGAGCAGUUACGACGCUGACGCCGGAUACUAAUCUGUGUUCAUUUGACAACUCUCACGAGUUUUCGUUGUUGACAGCUGUCAAGCCUCGCCAUAUUUAACACCGUAUUAAACUUAGGUAUUUAAAAUUUGU
Messenger RNA from Bombyx mandarina (wild silkworm), 670 nucleotides. It is a transcript of the gene CPR52, whose product is annotated as cuticular protein RR-1 motif 52. Gene Ontology annotation, cellular component: chitin-based extracellular matrix. The record is from RefSeq and is a predicted model, not a curated record. Gene Ontology annotation, molecular function: structural constituent of chitin-based larval cuticle. NCBI's taxonomy places the organism in Eukaryota, Metazoa, Arthropoda, Insecta, Lepidoptera, Bombycidae.